This is a messenger RNA of Rattus norvegicus (Norway rat), 2195 nucleotides long. NCBI's taxonomy places the organism in Eukaryota, Metazoa, Chordata, Mammalia, Rodentia, Muridae. The record is from RefSeq and is a predicted model, not a curated record.
CCUGCUUUUCUUCUUCAGUGUCUGCAUCUCCUACUUAUCCAGUGUGGCAAUUUAUGACCAAGGUGAACCCCAAAAUAAGGAGUAGCAACGUAAGAUGGCCAAGGAUUCUGUCCGACUUCCCCACAACCGAGAUGUAUCACCUGUUACUCCCCCUCCCCAAACUGGGCUUACAGGAAGAAGUCCUUCUGCCAAGCCAUUCACAUAUGUGGCUCUUUGCUUCAUGCUAUCCCAAAAAAACAUAGUUUUCUUCUAUUUCCAUGAUACCACUUUAUCUAGACAUCUUCUUCUGCCAAAGUCUUGAACUAAGGAAUGUCCCCAGAGCCUUAUCAUCUUAUCUCACCUUUCCUCGUGCCACUAUCUUGGUUGUCAACUGGACUGGAUCGGGACACAGCUCCAACCCAAGGCACUAGGCAUUCCUGUGAGAGACUCUCAAUCAGAUUAUCUGAAGCAGGAAGACCCACCCUAACUGUGGGCAGUGCAUACUGGAGGCAGCGCAGAUAAAAGAGCACGGAAGAUGGAAAGAUCUGCUUUUUGCUUGCUUGCCUUUACUCUUGCUGGCAAGUGCAUCCAUCCUGUGGUGGAGGCAUCCCUUCACGGGCAUCAGAAGCUUGUCCUUGGGGCCUUCCAACACAUACUGAAGACCAGCAGCUCUGCAGGAACGCUCCAGGCCUUCCAAGCCAGGUCAGGCUGCUGAGACAUCCAGCCUUACAGACUAGGAAACUAACUACAGGCUGCAAUUGUUGGACCACCAGGAGCAAAUCAUUGAACGGCAGGAGUGGAUAGAACCCGCAGCGGAGCCGGUGCGGCCUGAGAGAGAUUUGACGCUCUGACUCCACAGUCUGAGGCAUGGAAUGAAAGCCACAGACAGAAAAUGACAGCCCAGCCUCUAAAAGCAGCUCUUCCUUUGCUCUUCGUUGCCCUGUCCGGAGUCCUGGGGACACCAGUAAUCUCGUGCAUAAACGAAGAUGGUAAAGCCGUGGACUGGUUUGCCUUUUAUAAGUUACCCAGAAGGACCAGCAGAGGAGGUACAGGGAUGGGGCUGGAUUACCUGUACCUGGACUCCACAAUGAGAACCUGGAGCAAGAGCCACCACCUGAUUAACAGCAGCAGGAGCUCCCUGGGAAGGACCCUGGAGCAGCUGUAUGAAGCACACAAUGCCAAGAAUGACACAGCCUAUCUGAUAUACAAUGACGCUGUCCCUGCAUCUGUGAAUUACAGCGGAAAUUACGGGCAUGCCAAAGGUCUGCUGGUAUGGAACAGAGUGCAGGGGUUCUGGCUGAUUCAUUCUAUUCCCAAGUUUCCCCCAGUUCCGGAAAAAGGCUAUGAAUACCCAAACUCGGGGAGGCAAUAUGCACAAAGUGGCCUCUGCAUCACUCUCAAAUACAGCCAGUAUGAGACAAUAGAUUCUCAGCUCUUGGUCUUCCAGCCAAACAUCUACAGCUGUUUCAUCCCAAACAUCUUUCGCUGGGAACUCAUCCACAUGCCUCAGAUGUGUGCCAAGUCCAGUGCCUCAAAGAUCCCUAGCCGGCGCCUCACUGUACUUCAGUCAGCCCAGGGUCUAAACUUCCUCCAUUUUGCGAAAUCAACUUUUUAUACUGAUGACAUCUUUGCAGCCUGGAUAGCUCAAAAGCUGAAGGUGCAUUUGCUGGUAGAAUCCUGGCAGCGAAAGAACCACGAGCUUCCUUCAAACUGUUCCCUGCCUUACCAUGUCUACAACAUCAAGGCCAUUCGGGGACCUCUGCAGUCCGACUUCCCUUCUCAUCACGACCAUUCCAAAUGGUGUGUUUCCACAAAGGACUCUCAGGCUCGCUGGACCUGUAUUGGAGACCUAAAUCGGAGCCCACAUCAAGCCUUGAGAAGUGGAGGAUUUAUCUGUUCGAAGAAUCGGUACAUUUACCAGUCAUUUGAUAGGUUAGUUUCCCAUUAUGCCUCCUGUAACUAAGCUUGGGGAAAGGUCCCACCCACUGCCCUUAAAGACACUGGCUCUGGGACAUCUUGCCUUGGAUCUAUUCUCCAUAUGUUAAAGGUUUCUGAGUGUCCUAACAUCUCAUCCAAUAAAAAACUAUGAGUCCACAUUUACCAUUCUGCGUUCACAUCAGGAGAAAUCUGAGCCAUUUGUGUUUAUCAAAUUAGAAAUCCAAAUCAUGGUAUGUAAAUAGCAUGGGGGAAAUAGAAUAAAAUAUUUUCUUCCACCA